Molecule: messenger RNA, 1643 nt
Organism: Argentina anserina (silverweed cinquefoil)
Lineage: Eukaryota; Viridiplantae; Streptophyta; Magnoliopsida; Rosales; Rosaceae
Product: alpha-L-fucosidase 1-like
Exons: 3
Coding region: 15-1481 (488 amino acids)
Biological process (GO): fucose metabolic process; glycoside catabolic process
Cellular component (GO): lysosome
Molecular function (GO): alpha-L-fucosidase activity
Source: RefSeq, a predicted model, not a curated record
AACAAAAGGGCAUCAUGGCUAAACAGUGGCGCUCUUUGUGCAUAUUCACAUUCCUCCAACUCUGCACAUUCACCAUCUCAAGGCUUGAGCAAGUCCCAACACCACCAUUGCCCAUUCUACCUCUUCCGACAUAUUCCCAGCUCAAAUGGCAACAGAGGGAGCUCAUAAUGUUCCUCCAUUUCGGAGUGAACACCUUCACCGACUCCGAAUGGGGCACCGGCCGUGAAAGUCCGGCUAUUUUCAACCCGUCCGGCUUUGACGCCAACCAGUGGGUCAAAACAGCUUCUGAUGCAGGCAUAUCACUAAUGAUACUCACUGCAAAGCACCAUGAUGGGUUUUGCUUGUGGCCUUCCAAGUACACUGACCACUCUGUUGGGAGUAGUCCUUGGAGAAGUGGCCAGGGUGAUGUUGUUCAAGAGUUGGUCAAUGCCGCCACCGCACGUGGCGGCAUUGACGUAGGGCUUUAUCUGUCGCCGUGGGAUAGGCAUGACCGGAGAUACGGUCAUGAGGUCGCAUACAAUCAGUACUACUUGGCCCAGUUACAAGAACUUCUCAGCAGGUAUGGGAGUGUAAGAGAAAUUUGGUUCGAUGGAAAUAAGGGUCCGAAUGCACCAAACAUGUCCUAUUACUUUGCAGAUUGGUUCUCCAUGGUGAGGGAGUUACAGAGCACCAUUAACAUAUUCUCGGAUGCUGGUCCGGAUGUUAGAUGGGUCGGCAAUGAGAAAGGCUUCGCCGGAAGCACAAGCUGGUCGACCAUUAAUCGGAGCUCAUUAUCGAUUGGGAGUGCAAGCAUUGAAGGUUAUCUCAACACUGGUGAUCCAGAGGGAACAGAUUGGUUGCCUCCAGAAUGCGACGUAUCGAUAAGAAAUGGAUGGUUUUGGCACAAAUCAGAGUCACCUAAGAAGCUAAGUACAUUGCUUGAAAUUUACUACAACUCAGUAGGACGAAACUGUGUGCUGCUGCUAAAUGUGCCUCCUAAUUCGACCGGACUUAUAUCCCAAGCAGAUGUGCAAAGACUCAGAGAAUUGAGAGGUGCAAUUGACACAAUAUUUUCUUACAACUUAGCUGAGAAAUGCUCCAUCAAAGUGAGUAGCCAAAGAGGAGGCAGAGGAGGAGGUUUUGGACCUGCAAAUGUGCUAGACAGUGACCAUUUGUGGACAUAUUGGGUUCCAAAUGAUGGUGACAAAGAGGAGCAUUGGAUUGAGCUCAAAGCCAGGGAUGAUGAUAAAAGAUUAAGGUUCAAUGUGGUUAGGAUUCAAGAGGCAAUUGGACUUGGUCAGAGAAUCAAAAGGCAUGAAAUUUAUGUGGAUGGUAACAAGGUUGCAAAUGGAACUACAGUGGGGUUCAAGAGGCUUCACAGACUUGAAGGGGGAGUAGUCCAUGGGCAAAUUGUCCGAAUUAGAAUUAAAGACUCGAAAGGUCUGCCUUUGAUUUCUUCCAUUGGUCUGCAUUUUGACCCCUAUUGGCACCCAAGUGAUUAGGUACUUUGAUAUGUAAAGUUAAGGAUAAACAAAAAACUGAAACAGCACCAUGUUUAACUUUUUAUCUUAAAACUUACAAUAAACUUUUUUGUGCCCAUAAUUGACUGGUGCACUCUGUCUGAAAUGACUUGUAUUCUGUUCUUCAAGCCAGAGACAAUAAAA